AUUUCUGUCCAUUUCAUCUGCUGCUUCUGACCGGCUGUCGCUGCAACUUGCAGGCCUGGAGGGAGGGAGUUGUACGAAAAGGAGCCCAUCCGAUGUUUGUUUAUUCCUCGUGUGGGUUGGCGUUUUCCACUGGCGUGCCUUUGCUCUCUUGUGUGGGUGACGGUAUCUCCAGCAGCAGUGUGGUGUGGUUCAUCUUGGAAAGGGUAAACGGAUAUUAACUUCGAAAGCAAAACCAAGGAGAAUAAUCUGCUGAAACUAUGCAGCCUGUUUUCCAACGGCACCUUGGCUGUCUUGCACGCAGCAGACACCUGAAAUGAGGGUGCCAUUAGCCCAGGUUUUGGACCCUAGGACGGAUUACUAUUUAUAUACUUAUGUGUGAUGUUUCUUUAAAGGAACGCCUCCAACUUCCUUCUAACUCCGGGUUCGAUGCACUGUCAUGAGAAGUCACCAAAACAGAAAAGGCUUCCACCAUAAAUGGACACUACCAUCUGGACAUAAUUCGUUAAUGUUCAUAUGAUGAUCCUAUGACCCACGCUCGGAAGAAAAACAUAUUUUUGUUGAAAAACCACAUCAACUACAUUGAGCCCUCCUUGGUCUGCACUGAUGGUCAAACAAUGGACAAAACCCCGCCGGUAUGCUCCAAGGCGGGAACUGGCAGGGGUGCUACUGAAAAAUUGAAGCUCAAGCGGGACUUGCUGCACAGAAUCCAAAAGAGGUAUCCCUUAAGGAAGCGCUUAACAUCUGCACAGGACGACAAGUCAUGCUCCGUGCGUCUCAGGCGGCUUGAAAAUGUGACUCGGUCAGACGCUACAGAUACUCAGUACUACAGCAGCAGGAGCCCCCAUGCUUGGAGGGAUAAGUUGAGCUACGUACAUUGUUCUGGGAACCUAAGGGCUAAAGGUGGCUGCAUGACAAUGGGCAACAAUGAAAAGGCUAGGGCAGGCAUCUCAAACAUGUAUUGUAGAAAGUGGAGUAGUGAGGAGAUGAUCACGUUAGAACCAAGGAAGCGAAGGCUGGCAUCUUUAAAUGCUGAGGCUGUAAAUUGUGUCUUAUUUGAAAGGAAGGAAAGCUCAUUAUCUAUGAAGCGUCAGCGGAAAGACUGUGCCAAAAUAAAUGGGGAUUGUGAUACUAGGAAUUUCCUUAUUAAAGGUAACAAGUCAUCAUGCUCCAAAGCAGCUAGUUCCUUGGGAUGUAUAAGUAAACCUGGGAGUAAUGACAUAUGUUUGGCAGGGGAUUCUGAUCCUUUAGUAGGUGAUGAGAUCUCUGUGGGGGCAUGUAGUAGCACUGAUGCUCAGACGGAAAAGAAGCAAGAUAAUGAUCUUAUCUACCAGCCUGUCCCCAAACGGUUAGCCAGCCUUAAUGCUGUUGCACUUCUGAAACUGAGUAAUGAAAGGAACUAUAGAGUAAAGAGACGCCUUAAAUCAGAUGGUGAUGGCAAGGCAGAAGAGCCUUCCACUGCCACCAAGACCCGGGUGAAGUGGGGCAGAAACAAGAACUGUGUCCAGGUCAACAGAGAGACCCCAACUGUGAACUCAGAUGAUUACUUUGAGCCCCAUGGGGAUCCUGAAAAGCCCUUCAGGCACACAGAUUCAUUAGACCCGGCUACAUUACUAGUCAGAACUGGCAGUGUAAAAGAUGAGUCACCAACUCGCUGCCAAGACAGCCCAGAGGAGUACCUCCACCGACUAUCCCUUUUGAUGGAGGGGUCCUCACUGACCAAGCCAGAGUACAAAGACCCAGGGAAGCUGUCCCCCACUCUUAAGAGGGAGAUGCUGCAGCCGACGUUCCCAUUCCUGCAGUGUACUGCAACACCAAUGCUGGGCAGUAUUGCAGACUGCAGCUGCCAGUUGGCAUCUACUGACUUUAUAUCUGCAAAUGGACUUUAUUUCCGUUACAAUCAUAGUGGACUACCAGUUAAUGGAUUUUCUCAGAUGCAGUACUCCUUCUGUCCAGGAGUAGGAUUUUCACAUCCAGACAGUCAUGGGGGACUCUUAGUAACUUGUAACCCCCCAACUCCAGACAGCCCUUUCUCUCAUCUUCACUGCUGUAACUCAAGACACUGUUUUGGAGACUUGGGCGGGAUCAGUGGUUAUGGAUCCUAUAGAAUAUUUCACCCACCAAUUGGCAGAGUAGGCACUGUGCACAUGGGACGAAACAGUUGCCCUCAUGACGUAACAGUCAACACAGAUGGCUACAAAUCUUUGGAGCAGCUUAGCCUUGCUAUUCCUAUGGCAGGUCGGCCAGUGUCACCUGCACACCCUCUCUCAGGAUGCCCUGUACCUAGUGUGCCAACAGCAGCUGAGCCCGUCCCACCACUGCAGACCCCAAACCUUGACCCUGUACAGCCUCAGACAAUGUCUAUGCUCAAGGUGGCUCGUGAAUGUCCACUAAGUUCAAAACCUCCUAGUGGAUCCAAGUCUAGCAUGCGGAGUGCAACAGGAAAUGUUAAUACAGCUGAUAAAAAAUCCAGCAGGGACCCUAAACAGCAGCGAAUAAGCAGAAGAAGAGCAACAAAUGGCUGGCUUCCAGUGGGAGUUUCAUUUGAGAAGGCAGUCUACGUUGUGGAUGAACAGGAACCUUCAAUUCGGAAGUGCUAUCAAGCUGUGGAGAGGGAUGGGGAACUCAUCAGGGUGCGGGAUACAGUCUUAUUGAAAUCGGGACCACGGAAAAAAUCUUUACCAUACGUGGCCAAAAUCUCUGCCCUGUGGGAAGACCGGAAGACAGGUGAACUGAUGAUGAGCCUUUUCUGGUACUACAGGCCCGAGCACAUCCAAGGAGGCAGGCGUCCUCGCAUGCACCAGAAUGAAAUCUUUGCCUCUCGGCACCAGGAUGAGAACAGUGUUGCCUGUAUUGAGGAAAAAUGCUAUGUGUUGACAUUUGCAGAGUAUUGCAGAUUUUGUGCCUUGGUAAAAUGUCACGCAGAAGGGAUACCAAGCAGAGCACUGGCACUGGUGCCACCUUCCGAAGAGUAUUCCACCCCCCUGCAUCGAAGAGUUCCAGAAGACACAGAUCCUGAGCUGGUGUUUCUUUGCCGACAUGUCUACGAUUUCAGACACGGACGCAUCUUGAAGAAUCCACAGUAACUGACUGACUCUGGAUUACUUGGCUUGUCUCCCAGCGGCUGACUUUUGGAGUGCGGGAGCUUCAGGAGCGGGCUGACAGCACGCAUUCAGGGAGAACCUUCCGGCACCUGACAGCCAGUAUAUUAGCACUGUUUUGGGACAACUGGGAGCUUAUUGCUCCCCUGUCACCCCCCUGCUGUAAUGACUAUAAGAAAAGUUAAUUAAAUACUGAAGAAUCUGCAACAGCACAUAGAACAGUACUUUGAUGUACCAAACAAAUAUUUAAGAAAAAAAAGUUGAACAAGCCAGUAAGCUGGGUUGCUGAACCGUUUAUCUUGAGUGUGCUUGGAGAACUGCAGGCAUUGUUUGCAGGCUUUUUUUUAUAAGCAGGGUUUCCAUUUGUCCUCUUCAAGGCAGCACAUUUCUCACUGAGGGUGCUAAAUCUACCCUCCCCCCAAAAAAAAGGAACACAAAAAAAAUGGAAUGUUUUUUGGUAGUACUUGCACUGAAGUCUUAUUAUCCAUUCGAGGUGGGAGGGAAAUUCUUUUCAUGAGCUAGAAGCCAUGCAGAAUUGUACCUUGCUCUGCUUUGGCUUUCUGACUACACACCACUCCAAGUCUGGGGAUUAUCAGGGGUGAGUCUUAGUUAUGCCUUUUGAGGCCAUGAGAGAAUGUAUGGGUUCUCCUCAUUAUUAAGUUUUGGUCAAUUGCUCAAGAAAGACUAGAGUAGAGGGCUAACAGCUGCAAGUAUGGAUGCUUUUACCACAGCUUGGUAUUAUGUGACACCGAUAUGUUAAGUCUGAUUCAGUGGAGGAAGGGUAUGACAAAGUAAAAAAAAAAAAAAUUAUAGUUGGUACCAUCGCCCCUUUCAUGAAGUUUUAGACAUCUGCCGGAGAUAAGUUAUAAAACCAAUACACACACACACACUUGUAGUAAUAACUGUAUAGCAACACAGGGUCUAUUGGCACUUUAUAUUGGACAAGUGUUCAGAUUGCCGCCACCUUGUUACAGCAGAUGCAUUCCAUUUCCUUCCAGCCAUCUGUUUAUACAUUUUCAUUACAUGUACGCUACACAUUUUUAAUCUUGUGUAUUUGAGUAGCGGUAUUGCGUAGUGAGGAAAGAAGAGUGCUAUGUUUAUAAUCAGAAGAACUAGGCCCAAUUCCCCACAACCUUAAAUUCCUUGUUACAGACCAAAGUAACAUUUUUCCCCAAGAGGAGUUUUAUCCAGCUAAUUUACCCGAUUACCAAAGACGAAAUAAUUAUGUACAUGUGUAUGAUAGUCCAUACCAAAGCCAUAUUUUUGCAGUGAGUUCUUUCUUCUCCACUGUUUCAGAGCUACAAGGAAUGCAUCUAGAGGAGCAACAUGUGUCUUGCUCAGGGGGUUCUCAUCUAGUACCUGAAAUGGAGGUUGAACUUGGAAUUCACUUUCUCACUUUUGCCCUCAUGAUAUCUUGUCAUGACAUUAAACUGCUUUCUUUUAAAUUUCAUUAACAGUUCGCUUCUUACAGCCAGUACUUAACCCCAUCUCAUAACCUAGUAGAGGAAGUUAUGAACUUGCACAGUGAUAUAAUAUUUUGCUGUCGUUAUUCAUUCCGAGGGAUAAUCUUUCUUUGUAGAAAGGGUUUUUACUGUGUACUCCAGCAUUCAUGGGGAAUCACAUCCACGUUAAUAUGCUAGUAUGAGUCCCCUGUCCAGGACCACGCCAACCGGAUUUCAACAAGAACUGAUGGUCUUUGAAGGGAAACCCAAAACCAUCUUGACUAUCUGUAUUAAGACAUUUUUUGUUUCUUAUUCUAGCACUAGAUAAUGCUUAGUUCCAUGAUAUGUUCAGAUAGACCCUUAGCCCUGUCCUUUCCUUUGACAGAACACUUUAAAUUUGGUUUGCUUAAUAACAAGACUCUUAUUUUGUUGUUCAUUUAUGUUGCACAGCCUUGAGGCUCUAGAUCCAUCCCAUUUCUUGCUGUUAGACCAUUCCUCCACAGUCAUGCCUUGAUCCAGAAUUCUUCACAUGUAUUCCCUUUGCUGAAUUUUGCUUUCUUUUGUUGGUCCCACUGUCUGAAUGGAUUUGCACUUUUGGGGAGAAACUGUGACUGGAGAAGACUGGGUCCAUGACCGAAGAGACUUUGGAGGGUGUGGUAGAAACUCCAUACUUGACUGCGUGAGUUCUGGUGGUGGGAAGGAGAGCACCAGGUAGUUUUACCUUUUAUUUUGUUUCCCUUCAGUGGUUAAAAGCACACGGAAAAGUGGGGUGUGUGUGAUGCAGGCUUCCUUAUAUUGUCCACCACUAGAGGCCACAAUAAGAAAAAUGCUUGCUGUCCAGGUGGAUGGUUAAAACAGCCCUUCAUUUUGCACUUACUGGUUACCAAGACUUCAUGGUGGAAGUAUUUGUCCAUGCUGUCAUGUCAGUUACCUGCAACCAUCAUCAAGUAUGUACUUGCGUUGGGACCUUCUAGGUAUCUAAAUCACAUUCCUCAUUUCGUAAGAAAAGUGUUUGGAUAAUUUCAGUAGUAUAUGUUACAUGAACUUUCACUUCAGCAUUCUUUUUCAGGAGCAUGAUGGUACUUCAGCAGUCCAUCACAGAAGUUCAUUGAACUUGUGCUCUGUGUGACAACUCGCCCUUCUUUGCAUGAGAAGUGCUCUGCUUGGUUUUUGUAUGUCAUGCAGUCGAGUGUAUUGUGAUCUUGGCAGCUACUGUUUUAAUUUACUGAUGAGUGUUUUGUACAUGGAGACUCACCCCUCCCCAGGUCAUAGAAACACCCUCAUUUAGACAAAAAAAAAAAAUCACAUUGUUAAAUGUUAUGAUUAUUUUUUUUAAUCCAGCACUAGACUACCACUGCAGCCAAGCAUGUUCAUGACAACGGUUCCUGGUCCACCAGUUGAUUUUUAUUUUUUCCUUUUAUUUCCUAGAACUGACCAAUGGGAAGGAUUGCUUCAUCAGAAAAAAAAUGCUACCUGAUUAGCGCAGAUACCUUGCCUUUUGCCUUAUUUGUAUAGAGCUAGAGGAUUGUAGUUUACUUAUUGUAACAAUGAAGUUUAAAAUGAAAACCGAAAAACCAAAGGACUGUAUAACAGAAUCCAUUACAUCGAAAAAAGGAAACCGAAGCAGAAAAUUGAGUCCACUGUUAGAUUGCACUAGAACCAACACUGCUAGAUAUUGUCGAAUUCUUAGUUUUCUGUCACUAACCUGAACAAAAAUCUGCAUUUUCAGUUUUUAAUGUUUGAGGAAGUCUGCAUAGAUAUAUUUUUGAAGGAUUGAAAAGUAUAUAUGUGUAUGUGUAUAUAUAUAAAAUUAUAGGCAUUAUUUAAACUUUAACUUCCCCACCUGAUUUAAUUAAUUAAAUUAGCACUUCAAAGUGGGCAGGAAGUUUUUAUGAAUUGGCAGGCAUAUGGAAGGUCACUUGCUUUCAGAAGUAAAAUUGUCCCUGAAAUGAGCCAUAUUUAACUGUACCAGAGUAAAACAUCCAUGUGAAAAAUCUGUUUUGAACUGUUUUCCAUUUAUAGAAACCAUCUGACCAAUUUUCUUUAAGGAACCAGAUGUUUUUGUUUGAUAUUAUUCAGUGAGAGUUUAUAGUUCCAGGGGUUUCUCACCACAUCUGUCAAUAUGGUCUUCCUGUAUACUCUGUCAGUACUGCUGCUCACUUUACUCUGAGAAUAUGAAAAUAGGCAUGCUUGCAUCAAAGUUGUGUGUUGGUCAGUAAGUAAUCUCACUUCCAGCCAGAAAGGUCUGAUGCCAGUUUUUGCAGCACCUUUCAUCAUAGCAGUGGAAUGAGAAGCUUGCAUCCUGCAUGAAUAUAAGAUGGCACAGGUAAAACGGACCUGUAUAGUACUGUGAAGGAUGUACCGGAUUCAGCUGGUGUCAUUAGGAUAAGGUUAUUAGUAUGCAUACCAGAGGGCAAUAUUUUGUGUAGCAAAGGAAAAGUUGCAGGAAAAUGGUUAAAAAUUACCUACUGAAUAUUGUCUAAUACAGAUUAAAAGGUACAUUUAGUAAUUUUAUUUUAUCCUUCAACAUGUUAAUUAUGAAUCGUGUGAAGUAUGAAUGUCCUUUUGAAGAACAAACCUGCACGUUUCUAUCAUGCUGGUAGUUGUAACGCAUUCCCUGCUCACUUUAUUUUGCAUUCAGGGGAGGAUUUGUGUUUGAUAGUGGUGACAGUUGGAUUGUGAUCAGUCAGUGUUUUAUCCUUCAAAACUGAAAUCUGGUGGCAUUAUUUUGCCUUGUUGAUGUAACACUACAUAGAAAUCAUGUAAAUCAAGCUGAAAUUAUCAAAAACUAAGCACUCCAUUGAAUUCACAAAAUAGUGUGUUUUGGGAGGGCAAGCCCCCUCCCUGCACCUUGAACUAUAUACUACGUA
Molecule: messenger RNA, 7410 nt
Organism: Protopterus annectens (West African lungfish)
Lineage: Eukaryota; Metazoa; Chordata; Ceratodontiformes; Protopteridae
Gene: BAHD1
Product: bromo adjacent homology domain containing 1
Exons: 8
Coding region: 525-3083 (852 amino acids)
Molecular function (GO): chromatin binding
Source: RefSeq, a predicted model, not a curated record